UCAAGUUGGGACGGAUUAUUUAAUGCAUUUGAAGUCCCAGGAUCGAAACUGUACCGCAUCACUGUAUGUCGGAGAAUGGAGGAGUUGCAGGGUGAGGAACAAGUGCUUGUGAAUGCCAGCAUCAAAGGUGCACCAGUGGCUGUGCGCAAAGGUUUCGUUCAGAAGGUUUAUGGCAUCCUCACGAUGCAGUUGGCCCUCACUGUCCUGAUAGCAACGGAAAUUGUUCUUCUUGCUGGUGCAUCAGGCGAUGUUGCUGCUUGGAUCACGAGACAUGAAUGGCUCCUUUGGGUUUCAGUUUUUGGAACCUUUUCCGUAAUGUGUUGUAUGCUAUGCUGCAGAGACCUCAUGAGGAGAUUCCCAACGAACUACAUUUUCCUGUUCACCUUCACUGCCUUUGAGGCAAUCCUUAUAGGCUUGGUUAGCACAAUGUUUACUCCUCAGAGUUUGCUCCUGGCUGCUGGUGUCACCACUUUGAUCUUCUUGGCACUGACGGUGUAUGCAAUGCAGGCGAAUACCGACUUCACAGGUUCUGCGCCCUAUUUAUUUGCUGGUUUUUUGGCGCUGUUCAUAUUUGGUCUUAUCCUGGGGUUGCUUCCCUUGAUGGGGGUCCCUAUCUCCAUCAGCACUGCCAUCUAUGAUUGUUUGGGCGUUCUGUUGUUUUCCUUUGCCAUCAUUUUUGAUACCCAGCUGAUGCUUGGCGAAUGGGGAGGACACAAGGUGGCAGUUUCCAUUGAUGAAUACGUGUUCGCCGCUUUGAAUCUCUACAUGGACAUCAUCAACAUAUUCCUUCAUGUGCUUUCUCUUUUUGGUGAGCGGCGGCGGUAGAGACCACUGCGUCAAGCAUGUACUGUGAUUUGAUGUGAUUUGAAUAUAGUUGAAUCUUGAGUUUUUGCCUGGUUUUGCCUUCUCAAAGACCCGGAUGUCACACAAUGGCGGCGGAAAGAAGACACACGCUGUCACACCGUCGGCGGAAA
Messenger RNA from Durusdinium trenchii, 974 nucleotides. Lineage: Eukaryota; Dinophyceae; Suessiales; Symbiodiniaceae. The record is from the annotation of a GenBank genome assembly.